GCCUUGGCUACGGGACCCAGUCUCCCGCGUGGGUACUUACUGGGGUGUUUGAGUGGCGGGACUGCGGCGGCCGUGAGUGUAAGUGGCUGGGACACCUGAGUCCGGCGCGGCCAUGCUGACCCCCGCGUUCGACCUCAGCCAGGACCCCGACUUCCUUACCGUCGCCAUCCGCGUGCCCUACGCCCGGGUCUCCGAGUUUGACGUCUACUUCGAGGGGGUCGACUUUAAGUUCUACGCCAAGCCGUACUUUCUCAGAUUAACCCUUCCUGGAAGAGUUGUAGAAAACGGAAGUGAACAGGGAUCCUAUGAUGCGGAUAAAGGAAUUUUUACCAUUCGAUUGCCGAAAGAAACUCCUGGCCAGCAUUUUGAGGGACUGAACAUGUUAACCGCUCUUCUGGCACCAAGAAAAUCCAGGACUGCCAAACCACUUGUGGAAGAAAUAGGUGCUUCUGAAGUUUCUGAGGGAGGAGUAGAAGCUGAGGAUGAAGAGUUUGAUUGGGAAAUUGAACAGGUCCCCUAUGAAGAGGUAUCAGAAAGUGCUCUGAAUCCACAGUACCACUAUGGAUUUGGAAAUUUACGAUCCGGAGUGUUUCAGCGGUUACAGGAUGAAUUGAGUGAUGUUAUUGAUAUUAAGGAUCCAGAUUUCACUCCUGCACCUGAACGAAGGCAGAAACGCCUGGAUGCUGAGCUGGCCAAGUUUGAUCCUGAUCAUUAUCUAGCUGACUUUUUUGAAGAUGAGGCUGUUGAACAGAUUUUGAAGUAUAAUCCUUGGUGGACUGACAUAUAUUCAAAAAUGAUGGCCUCUUUGGGAAAGAGUCAGGAGCAAGAAAAUCAUGCUGCAUUAGUGUCUUUUUCUGAAGAAGAGAAAUAUCAGCUGCGAAAAUUUGUCAAUAAAUCUUACCUACUGGACAAGAGAGCUCUUCGCCAAGUGUACUACAGUUUGAUUGAUAUCCUUCUGGCAUAUUGCUAUGAAACUCGUGUCACUGAAGGAGAGAAGAACGUUGAGUCUGCAUGGAACAUUAGAAAACUGAGUCCCACACUGUGCUGGUUUGAGACUUGGACUAAUGUUCAUGAAAUCCUGGUGUCUUUUGGAAGAAGAGUUUUAUGCUACCCACUUUAUCGCCACUUCAAGCUGGUGAUGAAAGCUUACAGAGACACUAUAAAGAUCUUGCAACUAGGUAAAAGUGCAGUUUUAAAAUGUCUACUGGAUGUUCACAAAAUUUUUCAGGAAAAUGACCCAGCUUACAUUCUGAAUGAUCUCUACAUCUCAGACUACUGUGUGUGGAUUCAGAAAGCCAAGUCCAAUAAGUUGGCAGCUCUUGCAGAAACCUUAAAGGAAGUGUCCCUGACAAAGGCCCAGCUGGGAUUAGAACUGGAAGAACUGGAGGCCGCAGCACUUCUUGUCCAGGAGGAAGACACUGCAUCAAGAGCAGGCCGUCCUGUUUCCAGGCAGCAGACACCUGCCUGCCCUCCUGAGGCAGGUGACACGGAGGAGUCAGACAGCACCACCUCAUGUGAGACCGAAGGCUCGGACUCCGAACAAGGGGAGCUCUCAGGUAGUGAGUCUGAGACAGUGCAUUCCUUGCAGGGUCCCUUUCUCAAGGAACGCGGCGACCUGCUAAUCGAUGACGGGGUGUGCAGAAACUCAGCCGUCGAGAGAUGUGGUGGUAGUCCGAGAAAGCCACCCGCCUCCCCCCGGGCUCCUGGAGGCUCUGGGCCGCUGAUAGAGGAGCUUGGAGAGCAACUGAACUCGAGAGUUCAAGUGUCCAGACCUGAGGACUCCGCGGCUGCAAGCCACAGCAGCGUGCAGGGCAGAGGCGACUGGCAGACACCAAGUGAUUGACUCUGCGUGGUUUUCCUCACUGCUGAGAAUUAUGGCGGGUUUGGUUUUCUUUACGGAACGAGAAUCCACUUCCACUUGGUCCUUUUUCUUAGUGUAUACAACACUUUUCCACAGAGCUUAUGUUGAUACCUGUUGGUUUCCUUGUCACAACCUUAAAAAUAACGUUUUAAAGUAUUUUCACCAAAGUAUAAUUAAUAUUGAAGAUGAAAUAACAGUUCUGGCAGAAUCUCUAGAAUGUAGAGCCCAUGAAUAUAUUUUUCUUAAAGAUUUUAUUUUUAAGUAAGCUCUAUAACCAACUUGGGGCUUGAACUCGCAACCCUGAGAUCAAGUGUUGCACGCUCUACUUGCUCAGACACUGUACAUUAAGUAUGCAUCUCCUAGGAUUUAAUAUAAAUGGAAUCGUGUAAUAUGUACUCUUUUUUAAAUUAGGCUUAUUUCACUCUCUGUAAUUAUUUUCAGAUUCAUCAAUGUAGCCUGUAUUAAGAGGGCUUUUUUGGUUUUUGUUUUUUCCCCGUAUCAGAGUAGUAGUUCAUUGGAUAGAUUUUUCCAUUCACCUACUGAUGGACGUUUGGGUUGUUUCCAGCUUUCGUCUGUUCCAAAUAAAGCUGUUACGAACAUUUGUGUGCUAGUCUUUGUGCGGACAUAUGCUUGCAUUUCUCUUAGGUAAAUAUCCAGUAGUGGGAUGGCUGAGCCGUAUGGUAGGUGGAUGUGUAACAGUUCGAGAAACUGCCAAACUGUGUCCCAACAUGGCUGUCCCAGUUCACGUUUCCACCAGUUCCAGGUCUUUCACAUUCUUGUCAUCACCGAGUAUGAUCUGGCUUUAACAUUUUUACCGUUUUAUUAGGUGUGAGGUGGUAUCUCACUGUGCUUUUAACUUGCAUUUUUUAAGGCUUCUAUUGCUGUGCGUCUUUUCAUAUGCUUAUUUGUCAUCCACAAAUCCUUGGUGAAAUGUCUUUUCAAAUCUCUUGCCUUUUUUUUUCUUUUUAAAGCUGGGUUGCUUGUUUUCUUAUUUUUGAGCUUUGAGAGUUCUUUAUAAAUUCUGGAUACAAGUCCUCAUUAUGAGUCAUCUUUGCAUGCCUUGUAAUCUUCGACUGAGUGCCAAACGUUAUAAAUUUUACCUGGCUGAAUAUGUAUGUAUUCUUACGUUCUGUGGCUUUGUUUGGGGAUGCAGUUAAGUUACUUGGAAAUAGUGUGAUCUUUGUGGGUCUUGCUCAUGUAAUUUGUUAGGCAGGUCUGGAACAGUGUUCAGCCUAGGACAAACUAUUUCCUGGUACUAAGGAAAGAUUUUCCCAUUGCCCUGUGAAUUACAAAUUUUCCAGUCUAGCGGGUGGAAAUAGGCCCCUGUAUGCGUGCUGAGCACGGUUCCCUCUAAUACUUUCAGAUGCUGCCUUCCCACGAUUCCACACUCUUAGCAGUAGGUACUCGCAUGAAUAUCAGAGGGGCCCCUCUCCAGGUAUCUGGGCUUCUCUGUGGCUCUCUCCUCUCUGGUACUCUGUCCUGCAAACGCUGGCUGCCUCAGUGUCCCCUCACCCUCAGCUCUGUCUCCUGAACUCCAGGGUCCCCUGGGGACUGCCUACAUUGUCCCUCCCUGUGCAGCCUGGACAGUGUCUCAGGUCAGGUGAUGAUGCGGCUCACUGUAUUCGUUUCCUGUCCCUCAGGAUCACAGGCUUUCAUUGCCUGCCGUCCAGUGUCUUGAAAACCAUGGUUACGUGUAUUGUCCUGUUUUUCUUUUUUGGUUAUGUUGGGUGGGAGAGUAAAUCUGGUCUUUAUUACUCCAUCUUGAUUGGAAGCGUAAGUCUCCAUUCAUAUUUUAAAUGUGAAUUUUCCCACUUGAGGGUAAGCUCCCAGGGAGCAGGUUCUCUGCCGUGUCUGGUUACCACUGAAUCAUCAGUGCCCGUAUUCUCAGCGCUCCAUAAAUAUUGGCUGGAUGAAUGAAUAAAUGAAAUAAACCAAUUUGCUCUAGGGAGGAAAUGAAAUGAAAUCUGAUAUGUAUUAAUCUCAGCAUUUUUAUUUCAAGAAAGGGUAUGCUCCCUUUUACUCUGGGUUUAUAUAGGUUGUGAGUAUUUGUAUUUCCAAUAUAAAUUUCAGUUUGUAUUAACAGGAUAGUUGGGGUGACUUUGCCAUUCGACACGCAUGUUAACUCCUGAACACUAUAACAGCUUUGUCAGAAUGUGUUCAAGACUUUUUUCAGGCUCCCUGGAGAGCUUCAAAAUGCCUAUGACCAUUGAAAACGCAUUUCUUCUCAGUGGCACAUUACCUGAAGCCAGUUUGAAGAUGCAUUAUCUGUUACUCCCCUCAUUUACUUCUACUAAUGUCAAGUUGAGCAGAUCCACUCUUGUCAAAAAGUUUAAAGCCAUGGAAGUUCUUCCUUCUAUCAACUCUGCCCUUAACUUAGGAAUCUGCACAGGAUCUACUUCUGUGUGAGACUCGCCAUGGUUGGAAAAGCCUGUUACACCCCCCAAAAGAAUGAGCAAACAUGAUCCAUCCUAGAAAUCCUCAGAACAGAGGAGCUCAUUAAACAACUCUCAUGAGUAUCAAAGACCACAUGAGUGGGUGCCUUAAUUGUCGACUCCAAAUCUGUAGUUUCUUUCACCUGCCCUCUCUUUGUUCACAGAGGGUUAAAGCUUUGUUAUAUCACAUUACCCUGUCUUUGUUUAAGAUGAGUUAAGAACACUACACCAUGUCUGUAACCCAAAACAAGUCCAAAGGUGCUGCCUCUUAUUUCAUUUUUUUAAACUAGACAACCUGCCAAGCAACUCUAGGGAUCUCCUGUAACCGUAGGAGUUUCCCAAGAACCCUGGGUGAUGGGAGAAAAAAAUAUGUUGGGGAAAGAACAGAAGGGGACCUCAGUGACAGUCACGGGCCAGCAGAAGAACUAAGGCUUUGGGGUUGAUGAGACAAGGAAGUGAGUUCCAGAGCUAGAGCUCAGGUGUUGACCAGCCCUCAAGGGGGUACCCCAACCUCUGAACCUCCUUUUUCCUUUUGAAAAUGGGGAUACAAUUUUUUUCUUGCUUAUCGUAAAGGGUGAUGAGACUGUAUGUUCAAAACACUUUUAUGAACUGGAAAGUAUCAAACCAACAUCAGGGUUGGUUAUUAUUCUCGGACUUCCCAGAGCUGAACAGGGCUCUCUGUUCAGCUACCUGACAACAGGUCACUGGGGGAGCCGGCACUGUGAAAAUGAGUCAGCCCUGCUAAUCGCUUCAGAGGCAUGCCAGUGGUAAAAGUCUACACAGUUCAGCAGAUUAGAUAGAAAUAUUAAUUAUGUCAAUGAAUCACGGCACUGCCUCAUCUUCUGGGUUCGCAUUAUCAUUGACCUAUUUUUCUAUGUUCUGUCUCUCCUCUGCCAUUAUCCUUGAAGAAUAAUCCGAGGCCUUGCUGUGAGCAUGAUGGGUUUUAGGUGCCAGUAACUAUGCUGAUAUCAUCUUUCACUGGCACAGGAUUAAUUUACAAAUGAGACAGGGCUGCUCCCUACCACUUUCUGAGUUAGCUGAACAGCUGCGGGGCGGUUUUCACACCUGCUAGUGGAAAAUCCACUUUGGUUGUAUGGAUCAAAUUCUAUUACGAAGAACUGGGGGAAGGAGAGAGAGGGUUAAGUUUUCUUUGUUGUGAGACUUCAUAAAAAACUUUUUAUAUCAGAGGGGCUCCUAGAUAUCUAUUUUUUUAUUGAAAUUUUUGUAAUGUUUAAUUUUUGAGAGAGAGACACAGAGCAUGAGUGAUGGAGGGGCAAAGAGAGAGGGAGACACUAAAUCUGAACCAGGCUCCAGGCUCUGAGCUGUCAGCACAGACCCUGAUGCGGGGCUCGAACCCACAAAUCGCGAGAUCGUGACCUGAGCUGAAGUGGGAAGCUUAACCGACUGAGCUACCCAGGCGCCCCCUGGAUAUGUAUUUUAAUACAAAGAUUUUUAUUAUUUUACAUCUUGUAACUAAAAAUUGACCCAUGUAGUCAAUGGUGACAAAAAAAAAAAAAAUAGGAGUUAAAGACCAUAGAGGGAUAAAACCUUACUCAGAUGUAUACUGAAUCUUCAUAAUGUAUAUAAAAUAUUUGAAGAUGCAAAAGUCCCCUCGUAUAGACUGAUCCGUCAUGAAAUGACAUUGCAUGUCAGGUACAUUGAAGUUAAACUUCAUAAACAAAUCUCUGUAUCUGUUUGGUCAGGCAUCUCCAUUAAAGUGAAUCAAACUCUACAAAUGUUUCCUUAACAUCAUUCCAUCUAAAUCCCCGACGGAGUUUUUGUUUGUGAUCUGUUCCCUUUCCCGGCCGUUUUCUGAGCGUGUUAUAUAUAGUUUCAAUCCAUACCAAAUGAAGGAAGCAUUGAUUAGACUUGAUUUAAGGCAGCAAGUGAUAAAUGCAGCUGGAAAUUGAUUCAUGCCUCUCAAGUGACUGGGGCACAGCCAUCCACAGUUGACACAACUCUUGUGUCAAGGCUGGAGAAAACAAACAGGGAAACACAUGUCAGACAGAUAAAUGACUUCGCUGUUUUGAGCUCUCCGUGGAGGCCAUUUGUUUCCUAGAUAAGGAAGACUGCUCUCCCAAGUCAUGAAAAGAUAAGCUAGAGGAAAAGGAUGAAUGUGGAGCUGGAUGCCUAAGCCCUUGGGGAAAAACGAACAGAAAGGAUUCACCUCUGGGAAGUCUUGCCACAAGGCUGUACUCGGUGGUACUCUGCUUUUCUCCAGGGGCGCUGCAGGCAGCGAUUUUACUGUGCAAGCCUCCUCUGUCCAGCUAGGCCCGCGUGCUGGAGGCUAUGUCUCCGGGAUUUUAAGGGAUGGCAGUGGUAUGCCCUUGUCUUGUAAGUUCUUUCCAGGGAGACCUUUCCCACCUUCUCUCCUUGCGCUGAGCAUUCAGGGGAAGAAGCAGCAGGAAUGGCCGAGUGACUUGAGAGCCCAGCUCACGGGCCUCCAGCCUGAAGUUCCAGCAGUUUGACAACGGGCCCAGGACCCCUCUGAACACAGUAGCCCUCUUGCAACCGAGGGCCUCGCAUCGAGCUUCUUCCACACGGCGGGACCCACUGCCACCGUGUCGUGCUUGGACACUUGACAGGUGACACGUCCACAAGAGUCGACUGGACGUCCACAGGAGUGGCAUCCUUUGCACAGAAAUCAGCCCGGCGCGGUGUUUAACAAGGAAGAGCAAAGGCACACGCCGCUCGAGCGGGCCGGCAGAGCCACGGCGCGGCGGCAGCAGGCGGCCCCCCCACCCGGAGGCGAUCGCGGUGCCCCUGCUCCCUCGGGGCCGGGCGUGGGUGGGAGCGCCGGGCGUUUCGGCGCGCCGCAGAUCAAUGAGGAUGCCUGUUCUCCCUUAUGCGAGCCCACCCCCUCUAAUCCGCCGCAUUGUCCACUGACGUGUCUAAUUAUGUGUCUUACAACCACAGAACUCCCCCCAGAGUAGCGGGGCCCUUCUGGCGGAAUGAGGAGCAUGAUUGCUCCAUCUGUUCCUCGGGCGCCGGCCGGAGGCGGCGGCGCGCGCUGGAGCUGACUGCGCGUGCGCACGAGCGGGCCGGGGGGAGGGUGGGGUGGGAUGGCCGCCGAGCGCAGGUGCCUGGAGAAAGGGGAUCCCAGUGGCAGGUGUGGAUGCCAAGCUCGCCGCGGCGGAGUCUCUGUUUAAUUACUGUCGAGUGAGGGGGCUGUUUUAUUUAAGAUUUAUAGGAGGCAGGUUCAGAUGGAGUUCUGAGCCGAGCUCGAGAAGGUAGCAGCCUGGAAGCUGCUGGGGAGAAGAGACACCUGCGUCUUUCAUUGAGCAUGGCACACUCAGAAUUUCCUGAUAUGUAAAAAGAAUCACUUGGAAUUUGGGGAGGCUCUAAGGGAGAGGUCAGCACCACCCCGUUCUCCCCCUUUUCCCAAGCUGACUAAACUGUUGUUGUUUGUGAUGUCCAAAUCACAGGCGUAUCAUUCCGCUCCCAGUAACACUGUGCGUGCGGAGAUCUGGCCCGAAGGGACCAUGAAAGUAUCACCUGGAGAGGAUUACACAGAGAAGACCAAAAAUGGGCCAAAUAUCAGCUUCCACGUGCCUAGCCCUUUACAGUUGGCAAAAGUGCUUCUGCCUUGCCUCACUUUCAACAGGGACAGGCAGGAGUGGCCCCAUUUUGAAGGGAGGAACCCACUCUUGGGUACACUCAGACUUUUGCAGGGUGAGGACACAGGGCAGUGAGAUUCCAGGAGUCAGGAAAGAUCUCUGAAGAAAGGAUAAACAGGAGUUGGUCAAGUAGAGGGUGGUUGGGGAGGGGAGAGUGUAUCCCAGGUGGAAGGAUGUGAUGAAUGAAGGAACCAGAUUGCUUGGGAUGACUGGGAUGGAGAGGAGUGUUAACCCAAAUAGAAUAUUGGAAAGUAGCUCAAAGAAAGCCACAUAAAGCUGUGGCCCCAGACUCAGGUGUGGAUCAUAUAAAGAAAGGGCGGGGAAGACAACCCAGUACCAGUACCACAGUAACCAAAAAGCAAUUGAGUAUU
Panthera uncia (snow leopard) is the source of this 8281-nucleotide messenger RNA. It is a transcript of the gene SHQ1, whose product is annotated as SHQ1, H/ACA ribonucleoprotein assembly factor. Lineage: Eukaryota; Metazoa; Chordata; Mammalia; Carnivora; Felidae. The coding region runs from base 113 to 1843 and encodes 576 amino acids. Gene Ontology annotation, biological process: box H/ACA snoRNP assembly. The record is from RefSeq and is a predicted model, not a curated record. The transcript is spliced from 12 exons. Gene Ontology annotation, cellular component: nucleoplasm; cytoplasm.